This is a messenger RNA of Physcomitrium patens, 1782 nucleotides long. RefSeq lists its product as uncharacterized. NCBI's taxonomy places the organism in Eukaryota, Viridiplantae, Streptophyta, Bryopsida, Funariales, Funariaceae. The record is from RefSeq and is a predicted model, not a curated record.
CGUCAUGCUACAGGUGGAUAUGUCAACAGCCUCAGGCUACUCAAGAGCACGAUUAGAACCUACAUAACCCUAGGGGUGAAGCCUACAUGUGCGUGCAACUCUUCGCCCUUGGGCUUAAAGAUACGUCGGCGCAUCAAGAAGGCAUUUGUGUCAAGGCUGAGUGAGUCAUGGAGGCGAUUGUCAUGAAAUCUUCGUCGACGUUUGCACUUCUGUGCGUGUUGGCAUUGCUGUUGGACGGCAGCGCUGUCACCGCAACGACCAUCGAUAAUGUUGCAGUGCAGUGGAACUCACUGCUCCAAUCAAUCAUCUGCACUCGAGGCAUCCUAUUCAAUGAUGCCAGUGGCUAUUUGUCCCAGAUGCACCUGGCCCAGUGGCAUGCGCUUCUGGCUCUCAAGAACACUGACCGCUGCAGUAACGGCGCCACUGAAGAGGCCGCGGUAGCGUACGCAAGUCGUGCCGUGCUCGUGCAGUAUCUGGGCUUCGACACAAACACCAUCCUGGAUCCGUUCUUGCAGAAUCAGCUUGAAUCGCUGGACCUCUCCGCUUCUCAGAAAAAAACUGCCAAGGAGAUCGGUGAAGUGGUGGCGUUGCGGCUAGUGCAGUCUCGAGUGGGUGGUGACUUGGGGAAGGAUUUCGUGUUGGAUGCUGUAACUGAUGCACUGGAUGAGUCUACUCCUGCACCUGGAAUCUAUCGGUACCAGAGCACCCCGGGUGCUGCUCCUUCCAGGUUAUUCUCCCAGCUGGGGCAAACGAAGACUUAUGUGCUGCCCAAUCCGGUCGCGAUGAGGAAGCACUUUCUGAAGAAGUACAAGCCCCCCGCCGUGCCCUCGAAAGAAUGGGACACUGAAUACAAUCAAUUGAAGGACAUUGGUCGCGCAGAUUGGCCGGGGCGCACCCCCGAGAUGGAUAAUCAAGCUAGUUUCUGGUUCGGAGGACCGAAGAAAGGCUCCCUCUGCACUCAGGACUCGUUCUGGAAUGCCGCUGUCUUAGCUCUGUUACCAGCAGGAACCUCCCUCUACGACACCGUCGAAUUGUACGCGAAAUUGCACGUCUCUAUACAUGAUGCGAUUGUGUUAGGGUCCUCUAUGCAAUGGGCAUUCUGGUUCUGGCGCCCUCCAACGGCCUACAAAACUGGAGACCCGGGUCACGCCCCACUGCCAAAUUGGAAUGCAUGGUUGGAUUAUAACGCCCACCCCGAGUACCCCAGCCUCACCGCGGUGAUCACAGCCGCAGGCGCUAGUGUGGUGCAGAAGUAUUUCGACCGCAAGAGCAUGAAAGUUAAACCCUUCACUGUGGUCGGAGGCAGCCUUGGCCCAGUGUGCGACACGUCGAGCCCUGGGAUCGGUCCCAGACACUACGAUUCCUUAUCAGCAGUAGUAAAGGAUGCACAGCUGGGCCGCAUGUACGCCGGUCAUCAUUUCAAUGUGUCUGUCACGGAUGGCGCCGAGAUUGGAGCAAUUGUGAGUGAGUAUGUGGAUAUGCAUUGGACUGAACCUGGUGGUCCAUCGGGCGUGCUUCCUGAUGCCGCGUAUCUGAGUGUCUUCGCCCGCGUGCCGUCGAAGGCCGGAAAAUCUAGCGACAUCACAUACAAAGUCUAAGCAAGGUUUCAAUCCUCCGGUUGAUGCGUAAUCGAUCAAUUGCUAAACAUGGGGAACCUCCAUUCUCAAUCAGAAACUGAAACAGUUCACAAAUCUAUUGACUCCGUGUACAGUGUUUUACAAACACACAUAAUGGACAGAAAAAUAUGAAUUCUCUGCUCUCUGGUGUGGCUUACUUGCACUA